AUCAUCUGCAGCAUUACCUGCAGAUCCGCCUCCCGUAGCAGAGCGGAGUUUGCUUGUAUUACUUUUGCUUGCUUCUCAAUGGAAAAAGUCCGGCCAAGACAAAAAUAAAUUUAGAGAAUCGAUCAAAUUAUUAAAGGAUGCUCAAGUAUCAGAAGAUAGUGAUAUGGCAAUAUCAUUUAGAGUUUUAUACCAAUUAAUAUGCCGUUCAUAUUUUCACAUUAGUCAGUUACCAAGUGAGGAGAUAUGCCUAAUUUUAUACCUCUUAAUGGUUGAGAACGAAGAUUUUAGGGUUUAUGUAUUAUCACGAUUAGAUCCCGAAAUUCUUCUACUUCAAAUACUUCGAUUGCUUUAUGACGGUGUUGAAGGCAAAACCAAUUACUCGCAAAUGUAUAUUCUACUCACUAUAUUACUUUUAUUCAGUCAGGACGAAGUGUUUAAUGAAAAUAUUCAAAAAAUUCAAAUAACAUAUCAACCAUGGUUUACAGAGCGCUUGUUAAAAUCAAUAUCAUUAGGUGGGCUCGC
Racocetra persica is the source of this 522-nucleotide messenger RNA. Lineage: Eukaryota; Fungi; Glomeromycota; Glomeromycetes; Diversisporales; Gigasporaceae. The record is from the annotation of a GenBank genome assembly.